Paralichthys olivaceus (Japanese flounder) is the source of this 2830-nucleotide messenger RNA. RefSeq names its product patched domain-containing protein 3. NCBI's taxonomy places the organism in Eukaryota, Metazoa, Chordata, Actinopteri, Pleuronectiformes, Paralichthyidae. The record is from RefSeq and is a predicted model, not a curated record. Gene Ontology annotation, cellular component: membrane.
GUGCAAAAUAAAUGCAGGUGGUCGUGAAGGCAGAUCCCUCUCAUGUUGGUCUCAAGUUUCUAAGGACAGGAGCAGAAGUAAAGAACCACAUUAGAGCUUUUGAAGAAGCACGUUUCUGCAGCUAUGGCCAAGUGCCGCACAGAUUGCAUAGAGAGACACCUGCUGAACUUUUUUGAGAGGAUCGGGCAUUUCAUCGGAUCCCAUCCCUGGUGGUUCCUGAUCACCCCCAUAGUUCUCUCUGCAGGUCUGGGGAGCGGGUUUCUCUUUCUCAGAGACAGGAUUUCCAACAACAUCGAAGAACAGUUCACACCUGUUGACGGACAAGCCAAGAAGGAGAGGAAAUACAUCCAAACAACUUUUCCAGAACGCGACUCUAUGUUUUCAAGCUUGAGGCAGAGCACAGACGGGAAUUAUGCAACUUUCAUAGCUACAAGCGACGGGAAUAUCCUGACAGUGGAGUCACUGCAGGAAAUCCUACAGUUGGACUUUAAAAUCAAGAGUAUGGUGGUGCAGUUUGACAACCAGUCACUUGAAUAUGUGGAUGUUUGUGCUGUCUGGAUGGGAUCCUGCACCCCUAAUUCUAUUCUAGAUAUCAUUGACUACACUGCCACCAAUAUAGAAGCUGCCAAUUUGACAUAUCCAUGGUAUCACUAUGAUUUUAGGAUUAUUCCUCUAUAUCUAAGUCUGGGGAGUGUGAAAUUGUACGAGGGUACUCCACUUGUUGAAAAUGCUCAAGCCAUUCAGCUUUUUUACUAUUUACGAGAGGAACACAAAUCAAAAACAGAUCUGUGGCUGCAAAGUUUCAUAAAUUUGGUUGCAAUUGAACCAACGACUUCUAUUCAGUUGUCAUACUUCACCUCGAUGUCAAGACAGUGGGAAUUUGACAGAUCUCCAUCUUCCGUCAUCUACCUAUUCUCCAUCACGUACACCAUCGUCAUCACCUUUUCAAUCCUAUCAUGUUGGAGGAUGGAUAAUGUGCGGACAAAAGUGUGGGUUGCAUUAUGUGGGGUGAUCUCCACUGGUCUGGCUGUGCUGAGUGGUUUUGGAACGCUGUUGUUGCUCGGACAACCUUUUGUGAUGACAGCAGCCUCCUGUCCUUUCCUGAUAUUAGGCAUUGGAAUUGAUGAUAUGUUCAUCAUGAUUUCCUGCUGGCAGAGGACCCGCGUUCAGGACAAUGUCCCCGACCGGCUGGCCAACACCUUCCGGGAGGCUGCCGUCUCCAUCACCAUCACCACGCUGACCGAUGCCCUGGCUCUUUUCCUGGGCUGCAUCUCUCCCUUUGGCUCGGUCCAGUCCUUCUGCCUCUAUGCUGGGACUUCUGUUUGUUUCUGCUAUUUGUACAACAUCACUUUCCUGGGGGCUUGUAUGGCUUUGAAUGGUCAGAGGGAGGGGGAGAACAAGCACUGGUUCACCUGUGCCAAUGUCCCAGAAGAUGUACCUGAAGGGAAUUCAAAAGCCUUCAAUAUCUGCUGUGCUGGAGGGAGCUACGAUCAAAACACUGACAUGGAGAAAAGUGAGGCCAUGAGCAACAUUUUUGAGAAAUUCUAUGGCCCAUUUCUAACCAACCCACUGACUAAAGCACAUGUAUAUGUCAUAUAUGUAGCCUAUCUGGCUAUUAGUAUCUAUGGCUGUUUUAACUUACAGGAGGGACUGGAUAUCAGGAAUCUGGCUUUGGAUGACUCCUACAUUAUUGAUUACUACAAUAAUGAAAGGCUGCAUUUCUCUGAAUAUUACUACAAUGCAAUGGUGGUAAUAAAACAACCCUUUGCAUACUGGGAUGAGGAAGAACAGAAGAUUUUGAACACAUGCAUUGCAAAUUUUGAAGGUUUGAACUAUGUCAAUAGUACAUUUGCUUGGUUUCUAUAUUAUCAACAGUUUGCAAACGCAAUCAAUCUCAACAUAAGCUCUCAAAAGGCUUUCCAAACAAAUCUGCCCCGUUUCUUACAAUUCAGCCCAAUCUUUGGAGAAGACAUCAACAUGACAGCAGACGGAGAGAUUCAGGCCUCUCGCUUUUUCAUUCAGACGCGAAACAGAAAUACAAAGGAAGACACUAUGACCGGCCUCAGGACAACAGCAGAGAAUUGCCCAAUAGAUCUCAUGGUCUACCACCCUGCUUUCAUCUACUUUGACCAGUACACUGUCAUCGUGGACAACACCACUCAAACCCUCCUGCUGGCUGUGGUUGUGAUGCUCAUCAUCUCACUCGUCCUGAUACCCAGUCCUAUAUGCUCACUUUGGGUGGCGUUUGCCAUUGGCUCCGUCAUCGUUGGCGUGACAGGAUUUAUGGCGCUGUGGGGCGUGAGCCUGGACUCCAUUUCCAUGAUCAACCUCAUCAUGAGCAUUGGGUUCUCUGUGGAUUUCUCAGCACAUAUUUCUUACUCCUUCGUCUCCAGUUCCAAGCGUGAUGCCAAUGAGAGAGCUACGGAUGCCUUGGCCCAAUUAGGGUAUCCUAUCCUCCAAGGAGCAGUGUCCACUGUUUUAGGAGUGUUGACUCUGUCCUUUUCUGGGAGUUACAUCUUCAGGACGUUCUUCAAAGUUAUGUUUCUUGUGAUUACAUUUGGGCUGAUCCAUGGCUUAGUGUUCAUCCCAGUAUUCCUGACACUGUUUGGAGCAUGUGAGUGUUGUUGAACUGAGGAAAUUCAAAUUCUUACAGUAAGAAAAGAUUCGACAGCAAUAUAAUUUCUGUACAUAUGAGGGUAAUAUUGUAAUUUCUUUGGGCUUCUUUUUAUUUAUUUCAGCUGCACAAACAUUCAUGUUGAGACACUUUCGUCCAUCAAGAGUAGAGAGCCAUUUGGAGCAGUGUGCACCGCGUAAAAGCUUUACCAUACAC